Messenger RNA from Gymnodraco acuticeps, 2139 nucleotides. RefSeq names its product CD82 antigen-like. Gene Ontology annotation, cellular component: membrane. The transcript is spliced from 9 exons. The record is from RefSeq and is a predicted model, not a curated record. Bases 228 to 995 code for a protein of 255 amino acids. Lineage: Eukaryota; Metazoa; Chordata; Actinopteri; Perciformes; Bathydraconidae.
UGCCACACGGGGGGACCCGAGGAGCCUCUCCUGCUGCUGCCUGUCCUGCUGCUGCCUGUCCGCCUUCAGUCUCACUCUCUGCUACUGCUUUGUUGUCCAGCCGGAGGAGGUCACUCAGUCGGAGCAGCAGUCCCCUCACAGCGCACUCAGGAGCCGCAGAGCAGCCGCCGACUCUCCGCAGAAAACAAUUCUUUCCGCAGUUUGACAAAACAACCAAAUCCAGCAUCAUGGGGAAAGGCUGCCUGACAGUGACCAAGUACUUCCUGUUCCUCUUCAACCUCAUCUUUUUUCUGUGUGGGGUCGUCAUCAUGGGCUUCGGGCUGUGGCUCCUGCUGGACAAUCAGAGCUUCAUCGUCGUCCUGAGUAACUCCACAUCUGUGAAGGCGGCCUGCUACAUUCUGAUUGGCGUCGGGGCCUUCUCCAUGCUCAUGGGCUUCCUCGGCUGCCUGGGGGCCAUUUACGAGAUCCGCUGUCUGCUCGGCCUGUACUUCACCUGCCUCCUGCUGAUCGUCAUCGCUCAGGUAGCAGCCGGCGCCCUCAUCUACUUCCAGAAGGAGACGUUAAAUGAAAAGAUGUCAACGGUCGUGGUCCAGGUGCUGAAGGACUACUCUGGCAAAAACUCGACCACGGAGCAGGCCUGGGACUUCAUCCAGAGGAAUAUGGAGUGCUGUGGCUGGAGCAGCCGUCUGGACUGGAGCGAGAACGAGGUGAUCGCCAACAGCUCCCAGCUGCUAUUUCCCUGUUCCUGCCAGAACAUCUCGGCCUCCACCGGGAACUUUUCCGACAGCAGCUUCUGUGAGGCUCAGACGCCCGACUGGCCCGUAUACGACACGGGUUGUGCUGCCAGCGUGGAGAGCUGGCUGCUCACCAACCUCGGGGUCGUUCUGGGUAUCUGCCUUGGAGUGGCUCUGAUUGAGCUGGUGGGGAUGAUCUUGUCCAUCUGCCUGUGCAGGAACAUUCACACAGAGGACUACACCAAAGUGCCAAAGUACUAAAGCAGCUGACUGGAGGAACAGAAAGAAAGAGAGGGAACCUUAAAAUAAUGCAUUUUGUUCACCAUCUUGUAUUUGGUGAAACAUUUGUCCAAAUGUAAAAUAGUUUGUUUUAUAUCUUGUUAGAUUCUUCUUCUCGUGAGCAACUUUCACCUUAUUUUAUUUCUGUGACUUCGUUUUUUUUGUGCACUUUAGAGAGAGAUGCUGAAAAUGAUUUUGAUUACAUUUAUAUAAGACUACAUUUUAUCAGGAACCUGUUGGUUCCGAUUAAAGCAUCUCUGUAAAUGAUCGCUUUUUGAUUUUAGUUUUCCCCAAAAAUCUGAAGAGAAAUCACAUUUUAUCGUCUGUAGCGUAAGAAGCUAAGCUAACGUUAGCAUGACAACUGAUUUGAACAACUGGAAAAAUCCUCUGUGUGAGGCAUGUUUUUUGUUUUUUAUACACCAGCGUUCUGAGUUAUUGUGAAAUGUUUUUAGUCAUUUGUAUAUAAUUUGAGUCAUUCUUUGUGUGAAUUUUACUCCAAAAAAAAGUCUGCCAGUGUUUUAUGUAGUAGCUGGUUUUUAAAAGUUGGCAGUUUUUUGUGUAUUUCUUUUCUUAAAUUUUGUCCUGGAAAUAAUAGAAAUAAUGUGGUACUAAAGAGGAAUUUAUGAUAAUUGUUUUGUGAAAGUAUCACUCCGAGUUUACAAUUGUCUUCGACAAGCAAAAACAAGAUUUUCCUUUUUUAAGAUAGCUUUAAGUUUAUAUUUGACGUAAAAUAGAUCCAGUUUAAGGAGUGAAAUGUUUCUUAACUGUUUUUGAAAUAUAUGAACUUAAAUGUGGAAAGGGGAUACAAUUAUUUAGGCAGAAGAAAUAUGUUUUGCGAAGAUCCGUCUUGGAAAUUUGUUUAUACUGAAAAAUCUUUUGAAAUUCCUUUAUGUAAACUUUUUCAUUCUCAUCCAAGAUGUUGUGGUGUUUUUAUAAUGUACAAAUCCAGUUCCUGGUUUCUUUUUAUGUACAGUCAGUAUGAAAAACAACCCAUUAACCUUUAUAAUAGUUUCUUAGACGGAAAGGGUACGUAUGUUUGUAACUAGAUGGACUGUUGGUAGCUUGAUACGCAAGUGUGUACUCACAACAUUCAUCCUUUCAUUUGACCAAUAAACUGAUUACAGUG